AUGUAUGCGUAUGCAGGUGCACAAGUUUACUCAGGGAUCCAUAUUCCAAGUUAUGGAAUGAGUGAUUUUACAUCCUAUGGAAUGUUUCCAUCUAUUUAUGGAGCAGGUGGAUUUCCAUCGUACGGCUUUGGAAGUCAAGGAUUCAUACCAUAUUGCGGCGUCCCAUUAGACUUCGGUAAUUUGUAUCAACCUCGACAUUUUCGACAAUUCACUUAUUUACCUGAACCAGCCCCGCAGAUGCAAGUGACUAGAAACCGAAUGCCUGAUCCACCACCCGAUGUCAUUGAACGUAUUGUAGUCGUGCCUCAACCAAAAUCUUACGUCUAUCAAAUUAUUGAGGUUCCUACGAAACCACCACCAGUUAUUCAAGAUCAUUACGUUCAAGGUCCAGCUAAUCCUGUUUUAUACGGUGGUACGAUACCUGUACAAGUUCCUAGUCAAACAAAUUUAGCUUAUGGAAGUAUGAAUGGCGGUCAGUACGUGCAAAGCGUAAGUCCCGGGACUAGUUAUUCUUCUCCAUCUCCGGUCAUUUAUGGUGACGGAAUGAAUUAUGCGGGAAGUGGAAUUAUGUAUGCAAAUAGCGAUUUAUUGGAUGCUGUUGACUGGUUACUAUGUUAUCUGUUGAAAGAAAGUGUUCAGAAAUUAAAAUCUUUGGAAUCAUCAUCGAUGUCUACUUCAAAAAUCGAAAAUGCGGCGUUUGAUAUUAAAAAUUCGGCACAAGUCUACUAUCUACGUUCGUUAGCAAUCGUUUACAUUCAGCGUACAGCAGUUCGACGAUUUGAAAGUCUUUUAGAAAUAAGUAAUGAUAUAGACGAUGCAUGUCGGAAUGUUUUGGAAAAAUUACUUACAUUGCACACAUUAAAGUUAUUAGAAGAAUAUUCAUCAACAUUAUUCGCUGGCGGUUAUUUUGUCGAUCGAUCAGUGGUGACUGUCAUUCAGAAUGUAAUACUAGAUUUAUGUUCAUCAUUGAAAAAUGAAGCUGUCGCCUUAGUUGAUGUAUUUGCUCCACCCGAUCACAUUUUAAAUUCAGUACUUGGAAAUACGAAUGGAGAUGUUUAUCACGCAAUAUAUGAUAUGAUUCGCAGUAAUCCCAAUACGUAUGUGAUACCACAUUGGCUAAAAAGUGAUCUGGUUCAUCGAAGUAAACUGUAA
Didymodactylos carnosus is the source of this 1152-nucleotide messenger RNA. The record is from the annotation of a GenBank genome assembly. Lineage: Eukaryota; Metazoa; Rotifera; Eurotatoria; Philodinida; Philodinidae.